AUGCGGAUUGUCCAUGGGUAUAAAAACGUAGCAAACAAAUUUCUAGAGAAAACCGGCUUAUUACAUUUGGCCAAACAAAUGAAAAACAAGUUUGACAACUUGAAGAAAGAUUGGAUAGCAUGGAAGAAGUUGGAGAAUGCCAGCCACGGCUUGAUAGGGCUUGGGUGCGACCAUGAGACGAGCUUGUUCACUGCACCUGACCAUUGGUGGGCCAAAAUGCAAGCGAUGAACAACCGAUGUGCUAAAUUCAAGAGUAAGCCUCUAAAGCAUGUGGACCUCAUGGAGCGGGUGUACUCUGGCGCAGCAGUGACUAGGAAACAUGCAUGGACUCCAACAGAAGUGUGCGCUGAUGAUGCUGCGACCAAUGCUAACGAGGAUAUUGGGAUGAGACCUCUCAGUGCAGGCACACCACCACAGCCGGGCCAUGACACUUUCGGGGAGAACGUUGUUGAUAGUAGCCUCUUUGACGAUGCUCUCCCCCUAGUCAGCCGUGGAUGGAUCAGCCAAUGCAAAACGUCGCAAGCGAGCAGUGCCUGGUACUGUCACUAG
Molecule: messenger RNA, 549 nt
Organism: Camellia sinensis
Lineage: Eukaryota; Viridiplantae; Streptophyta; Magnoliopsida; Ericales; Theaceae
Source: RefSeq, a predicted model, not a curated record